UUUAGCUUUUUUUCGCUCUCUGUCACUUCAUUUUGUUCCCCUCGCAGUGUUGCCAGCUCGGCCGUUUUCCGACCAAAUAAUAUACGCAAGACGGUAAUGUGUAUCCUCCAGUUGGGUAGAUGGAGCUCGAUAUAUAACAAAUCACAGACCCAGCGGCAUGGACAUUAUCCCCCGGCCGCAACGCGUCCGGCUUGGCUACCAAAAUGUUCCCGGCGGCGGCCUCAACCCGGAAAAGUUGGUGGCAACACUGGAAACGUAAUGCGACGCGACAAUUGCAGUUGCGGCGGCCAAGAACGAAAUUUGCAACUGCUGCUUCUGCUAGUCCGCGCGACAAUUGAUAACACCUGCUUUUGUGAUAUACGCGAUUCGCGUGGCUGUGCGGCAAGACUGUUUGAUCGGCGAUACGGAACAAAGUUAUUGUUUUACGAAUUUUCAAUAGAAUUUCUUCCUCAAGAAUUUUCACUGAAAAUGUAUACAGUGUGACCGUAAUAUGACCGUCGAAAUAUACCACCAACUAUGUAUAUACUGGGAGCGAGUGACAGAAUAUACCAAAUAUCUAUCGAUUAGUAUCGAUAGGCAGCUGAAAAUAGCACUUGGUAUUUUGUUUUGUCGUUCUGACAUUAGUGCAGCGCGGUCACACCGGCCAAAAUAAAAAAAAAUCAGAUUGCAAAAUAUUUGCCUACUACUUCAGCAGGAACAACAACGGGUCUUAGAUGUAGCACAUAAGAAGCAAUUAAGUUUAAAUUUAAACUAAAACUAGAAGAUAAUGCUUGGAUAAAUGUAAAUAAGAAGAUACAGGAGGAGACAAGCAUCAGACAAACAUUGAGGAGGCAACGGAAAGGAAUUUAAGAAAGGACAAACGGAAGGACGUGCAUUAAUUAAUAAAAAAAAAAUCAUCAAACAACGCUCGGCUGGACAUUCAUCCUGAUUAAAUCCGGGACUAGGUCACUGCUGCUGCUGCUGCUGCCACUAAUAUGCGUGUAAUCGCGCCGCGUAGAUCGUCAACGUCAGCGGCGGGCACCGGCAGUCUCUACGGCACAUCGUCGUCGUCGUCCGGCGGCAGCGGCUCAGCCACCGGCUCAGCUAGCGGUAGCGCGGUGGAUCGGUCCAGCGUCGGGGCCACCACGAACGGAUAUUCGCGGUACUCGGGCAGCUACGAUCGCGGCAGCAGCCUCUCCAAGUGGCUGCCCACGUCCGGUGGCUCCUCCUCAUCCACGUCCACGUCCGGCUACGGUAGCAGCUAUUACCCCAGCUCAUAUUCGGCGUACUCCUCCUCUGCAAGCCAUUCAACCUCAGGAUCAUCGUAUGUGCCGCGCAGCAGCCUGCAAAGGAGCAGCGUAGGAUCAACAUCGUCGUCGUCGUAUCUGAGCGGUGGUUCCGGAUCCACAGCGUCCGCCUACCGCACAACCAGCUCUUCGUCGUAUCUGAGCGGCUCCAGUUAUGAUUCACCUACGUACAGCCGAUACGGAUUACCGCGCAAAACAUCAUCAAAGAUCACCUCGAAUGGCGAUAGCUUGAGCGGAUCGGCGGCCAAGAGGGAUGACUAUGUCAGCCGGCGAGUAUAGCGGACUCCGUCUCCCUCCACCGCCAAGAAGCCGCCGAUAAGCGGCGGCGGCGCUGGAGGAAGUAACUCCUCCAGUAAUCACACGGAGACCAAUGGCCAUGGCGGCGGCAAGCUAUCUUCAUCAUCAUCAUCUGGCAGCCGGUUGUCCAGUUCAUCUUCAUCCCCAUCGCUGGCCCGCCUGGUGGCCACCUCCGGACUGGAUAUGUACGAAAAGUACAGUCCGGCCAACUAUAAACCCAACUGUGAACUGUCACGUUCCAGGUCGGGGCAUGCUGAGCAGGAGCUGGAGAAUGGAAGUGGCGGCGGCAGUGCUACACCCACCGAGACGGUGACACUGGAUCGGCCGCGUAGCAGCCGGUAUAGUCGCCUCUACAGCAACAGCAGUGAUGCGGGCGGUGAGGUCACGACCAGCUCUGGAAGACUUGGAACGGGCACGGGCACAGGGACGACCUCCCGGAGCAGUAGCGGCAGCAGGUAUUCGAUAAACAAUAGCAACAGCAGUGGGGAUGUGCCCACAGCCACCUUUACACUACGCAGCAGUCGGACGCGUCGCAGUCAGGCGGAGGAUGUCACAGCCAAGGCAACAGCAGCAGCCACAGCUACACUUACGGCCACACCACCACCUCCUCCUCCGCCGCCGCCGCCGCCGCCUCCAGCCUCAACCAAUGGUCACAAAUCGUUGGGGGAGAGAGGAGAGACCAAUGGCGGUGGACUGGAGGCAAAGCUAAAUGGCCUAUCGCUGCUCUCCACUUCGCCGAAGCGGAAUGCCAUCUAUGAGAGCCGGAGUGGGAGCAAUCUAAGGAACCAGGAUACAACCGAUGAUGCUGGAAUCUCUGCUCCCAGCAGCGGCAAUGGCAAUGGCAAUGACAAUGGCAGCGAUGCCCAGGCGGAGGUGGACAAUGGAGAUGUGAGCACCACGGCCACAUUUAAGCUAUCAUCCUCAUCCGCCGACAGCAAGCUAAACUCUUGCAGUGAUUGCGCCCUGUUCUAA
Molecule: messenger RNA, 2555 nt
Organism: Drosophila serrata
Lineage: Eukaryota; Metazoa; Arthropoda; Insecta; Diptera; Drosophilidae
Gene: Usp2
Product: Ubiquitin specific protease 2
Biological process (GO): protein deubiquitination
Molecular function (GO): cysteine-type deubiquitinase activity
Source: RefSeq, a predicted model, not a curated record